CGAUUGCAUGAAGGCCUCGUGGGCCAUCCAAUCCAACCCUCCGCCAAGAAGCAGGAAAAUCCCAUUCAAAGCACCCCCAACAGAUGGCCAUCCAGCCUCUGCUUAAAAACCUCCAAAGGAGGAGCCUCCACCACACUCUGGGGCAGAGAGUUCCACUGCUGAACAUCUCUCACAGUCCGGAAGUUCUUCCUAAUGUUCAGGUGGAAUCUCCUUUCCUGUCGUUUGAAGCCAUUGUUCCAGGUCCUAGUCUCCAGGGCAGCAGAAAACAAGCUUGCUUCCUCCUUCCUAUGACUUCCCUUCACAUAUUUAUAAAUGGCCCUCAUCAUGUCUCCUCUCAGCCUUCUUUUUUGCAGGCUUAAUACGCCCAGCUCUUUAAGCUGCUCCUCAUAGGGCUUGUUCUCCAUAACCUUGAUCAUUUUACUUGAAUGGAUAUUGGCAACCUCAUGUCUUAAUAACAAAGAAAAUGUAUUUUCCUUCUUUAUAUUUUAUUGAUUAUAUUUACAUCAGCUUUACAUUAACUUACACAUGAUAGGUUAGACCAGAGUUUCUCAAACUCUGCUCCUCCAGAUGUUUUGGACUUCAGCUCCCACAGUUCCUAACAGCUGGUAAACUGGCAGGGAUUUUUGAGACCUGAAGUUCAAAACACCCAGAAGACCACACUUUGAGAAACACUCGGUUAGACAGAUGAUGGUCUUAAGUCACCCAUUGACUGAAAAGAGAUUUGAAGGUCAUUCAUUCUUGUCUGUUCACCACAACAUGUCACCUUAGGGUCACCAUAAGGCAGAAACAAUUUGAAAACACAACAGCAGUUGUAACAACAAGGAACUUUAGUUAUUUUCUACAUUCUGCUUUACUGCUUUCUGUUGUUUUAUCCAUGCUAUUGGUUUUACCUUUUUAAUUUUACUUGUUUUAUUAUUGGGAUUUGAUUGCAUUUAUAAUUUAUACACUGCUGGUAACUGAGAAAAAAAUAAAAUAUUAAUCAAAUUAAUUCAUGAAUAGUUGCCCUAAUUAUAAAUAUGUCCAAACACAUAAUUUAUGUUGUAUUUUUUAAUGAAACCAAGAAUGUUUCUCAAUAGUUCUACACUUAAACAAUUUUAUAAACUGCAAUGCCCUCGUGUAAUGAAAAUGACAGUAAGUGUCAGGGAUUUCAAGUUCCCAACAUGUUUUGUGGGUGGAAUUUCUGGUUUCACCACGUGGGGGCGCAUUAAUAUAAUAAUUAACAGAGGACGUGAUACAAGGUCUCUUGAUGGACCAUUUGUGUGACUGACCUUCUAUGGCAGCUGAAUUCCGAAGAAAAUCUCAAAACCAGAAAACCAAUCAAGAUUUCCCUGCAUGGCAAUUGCUGUGGGCUGAAUCAAGUCAUUCAGUAUUGCUCAGGCAUUAAGCAAUAAGCCUUUCCAUCUCCAGAAACAGUUUGAUAACUCUCCCCAGUUUGAUACUGGAAAAAUCUAGGACCACGGAGAAGCUCUGCAAUGGAACUUUCUAGGCACUGAACCUAAGAAAGCAGAAUGAGCAGAAUGAGGACCUCUAAGGAAUUUUCCAGCGGCUACAAAACCCUGGCUCCUGAGCGACAUCGCAGAAGGCCUCUCUUAUCACACUAUUCUCUUCCAGAAGGAGACAGCAGAAGUUUCGAGCAUGGCACCUACCAGGCAUCCGAGAGCCACAGAAAUUUCAUUGAGCCCAAGAAGCUGCCAAACCCAGUGAGGGAGUCUAGGCAUCACCGGGAGUUGCACCGAGAGCUGCUCUUCACACAGAGGAGGGGCUUGCUUCCAGAACACAAGCCUGAGCUUCAGCGAGUACUAGAAGCCAGGAGAAUGAAGCAACUGAAACAGCAAGAAGAGAAUCAAAAGCCUCUGUCAGAUCUAGAAGAAGAGCUCAGAAAACGACAGCAGAAACUUGAUCAGUAUGAGCGAGAUAUGGUUCUGAAGGGGGAGCAGGAUGGCAGGCCUGAGUUCAUCCUUGUGAAAGAGAGCCUGAAGAAAAUUAAACUUUCCAAGGAAACAGACAUAAGGCAGACAUGAGAGAUCAGCUGCAAAUGCUGUUUUUGUCAGAAUGACUCCUUGACAGAAGUAUAUGUGAAGGAAUUCAAAAAUGAUCCAAGAGCACUUUCAGUUGUGUGACCACAUCAGCAAACUUCCUCUCUAUGGCCUGUGAAUCUGUGCUUAGGCUAAACCCAGGACAGCAGGAUGAAGGCAGAAGAAAGGACUAGCCAUCUGAUAAAUGGAGUACAGAUGGAGAUUAGCUGUCAUUCAGCCUUGUGGGGAUGCUUGUUUGAGAAUGGAUGGGCAAACUUGAACUUGUCCUACAGACUGUUCAACAAUGCAUUUUAUGAAGAAAAUAUUGGGAUUGUUGAAUGCAUUCCACUUUUAGUAGGUUCCCAUUCACUCUAGCUAGAAGAGAAAUACUGGUGAUAACUUACCUGGUAGCCCCACUAUCAACAUUUGCAGCAACUUAUCAUUGAUGCUAAGAUUGCUGCAGAAGAUCAUGGUGGGAGAGUUAUGCUUGCUACCAGAACAAUCUGUUUAGAUUUAAUUUAUAUCUUCAGGAUUUAACUAAAUAGCCUACCUUUUCCCCAAGGAUGAUUGCAGGACAUGGAUUUCCCCAACAUGUGUUGCUACCAUCCACCCUUCACUUUAUUUAUUGUUGUGUGCCUUCAAGUCAUUUCUGACUUAUGGUGACUCUAAGUGGAACCUAUUGCAGGUUUUCUUUUGGCCAGAUUUGUUUAGAGGGGGUUCAUCAUUGUCCUCUUCUGAGGCUGAGAAAGAGAGAUUUGCCCAAGGUCACCCCAUGGCUUCUCAUGACUGAGAAGGGAUUCAAACCCUGGUCUCAAGAGUCAUAGUCCAAUGUGCAAACCACCAUGCUGGCUCUCAGUUUUAUUUAUAUACCAUCUUUUUUCCAGAUUGGGACUCACGGUGACAGAAAAUUGCAACAAAAACUUACACAGUUAAAAUAUAUAAAAGUUGAAAUUAAAUAUUACAUAACAGAAUGUAAACAAUUUUAAAUAUUAUUUUAAAAUCAAAGACUAAAACAAAAACAUUACAACAUCAUGGAAACCUUUGCUAGAAUGGAAAGAUCUUUACCUGGUGUCAAAAAGAAAAUACAGAGCUAUCCUAGCCUCCCUAGGAAAGAAAUUCCGAAGUCUAGGAACAGCCACAGAGAAGAUUUUCUCCCACCUUCCAAACAAACAUGCCCAGGAAGAUGAUUGGAUAUAAAGAAGUGACUCCACUGAAAAUCUAAGAUGUUUUAAGAGGCUCAUAUGAGAAGAUUCACUCCUUCAGAUAGCCUGGACCUUAGCCAGAUGCUUACCCACCUUAAGCAGAAGCUAGCAGAUUUCAGACUUGAAGAAAUUAUUUAUUUUUAGUAGAAACCUAAGUUCCACCAACCUCAUCCUGGUGCCUAGGAAUCUGUUUUUAAUACCAUAAUUGGACACAGCUCAUACAACAUAUCUUUUGUUGUUAGCAAUUGUAUAAGUAUUUCAGGGGGUGAAGUCAUUUUGAUGUUUGUUGCUUGCUAUUGUUGAACUACAAGGUGUUUCAAAAUUAUGGACCCAAUGUCAAAGCAGUUUAUUUCAUGAUGUCAACAUAUUACAGUUACACAAAAAGUUAGUUUAAUGAGUUAUCGGAUUUUACUAACAAUUGUGAGCCCAAAACAAAAAUAAUCCUGCAAAUGGGGACUAUUUCAUUAGGCCUUAUGUUGAGGGGUUGCCAUCUUGCGAAUGACUGAAACUAGGGGCUGUUUGUGAGCUGGGAGAGGCAUCGAGUGGUAAUCAAACUCUAUGCGCCACCCUUUCAAGGGGUAAGUGUUUUAUUCUUUGGCAGUUUGUGAUUGCAGAGAUACAGCAAUUUCAAAUCAGGUCAUGUUUCUGAAACAACUUGAUUAAUAGUUAUGCACCUGUUGUUGUUCUAUAGCAAAUCAUUCACAUUUACAGUAACACCUUGGCCCCACUUUGAUUAUUAUACCACUAUUAAUUCUAGCAUGGAGGGGAUUUUAAAAGACAAAACUGGGAAAAAGAAAGUGAAGUAUAUUUUAUUACACAAAAACUGCACUGGCAGCCAGUUCAACCCCCUUGUGCAUUGCUGUGAGUUUUUUUCUCAGUAGGAUUCAAUUUUACACAGUUUCCUGUUAAUAGAUGUUUCAGCAGAUCCUGACAGCAUCUAAAUCCACCUGUCUCUGAA
Molecule: messenger RNA, 4175 nt
Organism: Anolis sagrei ordinatus
Lineage: Eukaryota; Metazoa; Chordata; Lepidosauria; Squamata; Anolidae
Product: protein FAM107B-like
Source: RefSeq, a predicted model, not a curated record